Thermothelomyces thermophilus ATCC 42464 is the source of this 3897-nucleotide messenger RNA. RefSeq lists its product as uncharacterized. Bases 501 to 3503 code for a protein of 1000 amino acids. The record is from RefSeq and is a predicted model, not a curated record. Gene Ontology annotation, cellular component: cell periphery; cytosol. The transcript has a single exon. NCBI's taxonomy places the organism in Eukaryota, Fungi, Ascomycota, Sordariomycetes, Sordariales, Chaetomiaceae. Gene Ontology annotation, biological process: protein K48-linked deubiquitination. Gene Ontology annotation, molecular function: cysteine-type carboxypeptidase activity; K48-linked deubiquitinase activity; cysteine-type deubiquitinase activity.
AACAGAGUAAGCUCACAGUGAUCUGCUCAAUUCCCUCAAGACUCGAAAUACGGAGGUUUCUUGCUUUCUCAAGCGCUUAAGAGAGAUUUUCGGCAGAAUCGGCAGUGCGUUGCACCGUCCUUUUUGGAGCUUCGAUCUUCCAAUUGCCCGUGCCAUUACUUAGCACUCACUAUCUAACACCCAGUUCUACCAACUCCAACACGACAACAAGCUCUAGCUUUCACAGAUCAUGCGGCCCUGUACAACAGCUCGCUUGCACACAUGAUAGCGACUUUGAUUUUAUCAUCCUGGAAACCCUCUAAUUCUUUCCUCCCCUUUCCGCGUUCUCCAUAGAGAGCGCCGAACCAGUUCCGCGCCACCGUCCCCGAGCUUGGUGCAACGAGUAUCGCAGCCCCACUCCAGGCUGCCUCCGGCCAAACCUUCGUUCGGCAACAUCUUCUCACAGACAUCUUCCUUUCCCUGUUUGGACGCUGGAUUUAGACGGCAAUUCGCGCUGCAAUAUGGUGACUCGAAAACCGCUUCCUCAGUCCGCUGCGCUUGAUCCGACUGUCCCGCAGCAGCAGCAGGCGCAGGAUGCAUCGGCCCCGAGCAGUACCGAGAACGAUGCGAUAUGGGGAAACGGAGACGAGCAAUACCAAGGGCAACAAAGCACUACAAAACCAGAAGCCGGCAUACCGGGCUCUUCGAAACACGGCGCCACCGUGGCCUCUUCCGACCUCGGGAAUGAGGGCACUAUCUGGGCUGAGGGAGCGUCCACACUCAAUACGGUAGAUGUGAGCCAAGUACCAGCGGUGCUGCGACCGGGCGAUAGCCAUGGUGUUCAGGCAAGCACGGCCCAGGGAGGGACGUCGGAAACCAGUCAGGACACGCCGCCGGGACCAGCAGUCCUUUUGCCAGGCGGAGGCUCCAGACCCGAGACGAAUCCGUUCAAGAGAAAGAUGUCGCUGAGUGCGUCUGGAACUAGCCAGGGCCAGCCGGCAACGUCGUCAAGCAUCCCACCCGUGCCAUCCGUUCCAGUGGCAGACUUCUCGCAGCUGAGCAUCAACGACUCGAGUACCAGUCCUUGGCAACCGGCCUUGGAUGGGGGCAAAGAUGUAACCUGGCCGGUCCCGAGAAUGGAGGAGCAAGAUUCCAUUGCAGGAAACGUUUGGGACUCGGCUGUGCCAUCGAGUCAGCCAACCCCGAGACUGGGGUCCAACUCGCUCGCCUUUACGUCUCCGCCAUCAGAAGACGCUUCUGCUGGGUGGAGUGAGGAGGCUAAGGGGCAACCCCCUCCGAGGCCGCUUAUCACCACGGCCGACGACGGGGUUCUCGAUGAUACCAACGUCUGGGAUGAUCUCAAGCUUUCCGACAAAGGAAAGGACGUCUCUCAGCCGCCGGCGAUACCGAGCAACGGCCCUGCGGGAACCGACGAUUGGAACCUCAUUGAUAUGGAACCAGAACCGGAGCCCCUAUCGAGACAGAGCACGUGGGAGAAUUUCAAAGAUGAAGAUACCGCAGGUAAAGAGGCUCCUGCAAUAGAAGCGCGCUCAGAGGAGGCCCCGAAACUGCCACCAAGGAAUACCGCAGAGCGGCCGCCGGCCGCGCCCCCUCGGCCUGUUGAUAAGUCAGAAACUUAUCAGAUCAAGAACAUCAACUGGCACGACGAAUCGGCUGCCAAGAACCCUCGGACAUCGCCAAUUCUCGUUCAGAACGCCAACGGACCCUGUCCCCUGGUCGCGCUUGUCAACGCGCUCGUUCUGACCACCCCGGCGGACAAGACCAACACGGCACUUGUUGAGACGCUUAAGUCGCGUGAGCAAGUGAGCCUUGGAUUGCUGCUGGAUGCCGUGUUCGACGAGCUCAUGUCCGAGAGACGAGCGCAGCCCGAUGUGCCUCUACCGGAUGUCACCGAGCUGUACGAGUUCCUCAAGGGGUUGCAUACGGGAAUGAACGUCAACCCGCGGUUUAUCCCGACCCCGGAAGUCGUCUCGGCGUUCAAACGGACGUCGCUCACAUACCUCCAUCCUACCGAGCGCGCCGACAUGAUCCCUGGCACCUUUGAACAUACGAGGGAGAUGGCUCUUUAUUCGACUUUUUCCAUCCCGCUCAUCCACGGGUGGCUACCCUCCAAGGACGAUGCGGCGUAUGAUGCAUUCUCGCGACAGGCGGGUUCCUAUGAGGAUGCACAGAAUCUGUUGUUCAGGGAAGAGGAGCUGGAAGAGAAGUUGUGUAACUCCGAACAGGGUCUCACACCGGAGGAGCAGCAGAUAUACCAGGAUGUCUUGAGCAUCAAGUCGUUUCUGAGCAUCUCAGCGACGCAGCUGACAAAGUUUGGAUUGGAAGUCAUCAAACAGGCCAUGAAGCCCGGUUCGGUCGCGAUCCUCUUUCGCAACGACCACUUCUCGACUCUGUAUCGACACCCGCAGACGCUGGAGCUGCUCACGCUCGUGACAGAUGCCGGGUAUGCCGGGCACGCUGAGGUGGUAUGGGAGUCUCUGGUCGACGUCAACGGCGAACGCACCGAGUUCUUCUCUGGCGACUUCCGCCCUGUCGGUGGUGCGCCGCAAGGCCAGCCAGGCCCGUCCCGGGAUGCCGUACCUGACCACUGGGCGGACGCGGCGGACACUGACAACGAUGGUUGGGAUACGGUGCAAACGCGUCACGGUCCUACGGUGCGACAGGGCGCCUCCACCGAGGGGCCCCUCUCCGCGAAGCAUGAACAGGAAGACCGGGAUCUCGCGCUCGCAUUGCAACUCCAAGAAGAAGAAGACGAGCGCGCGCGCGCUGAGCGCCGCAGGCGUGAGAGUCUCCUCUCAGAGCAAUACAUUGAGCAGCAAGGCGGCGGCGGCGGCGGCGUUGGGCAACGAGGCGGUGCUAGCCGAGGUAGUGCUGGUCGUGGCGGUGUUGGCGGCGGGCGACAUGCCUCUUAUUCCAGCCCCUCCCUCUCGUCACCAGCCAACGCUCCGCUCGCUGGCGGACGCCGGCCGACGCCCGCUCAGCCCCGUCUCGCGUCCGCGUCGACCACCACCCACUCGGUGAGCGGAAACAUCAGCGGCACGGGUAGCUCCGACCGGCCACGCCCGACAACCCAGACCGUCCGCUCCCUCCUCCCGCCCCGCAGCUCCUCUACCGCCGCCACCAGUACGACGACGGUGCCGCAAACGACACGAAUGACGCACCGGCCCGCCGAUCAAGAGCUCGAGGAAGCCCCUCCGAGCUACGAACAAGCCGCGAGGCAACAGCCGUACAUCCCGCCGGCAGGCCACCCCGCCCAUCCGGGCAGCACCAAUGCAGGCGCCGGCAGCACUGCCACGGCUGCAGGUGGGCGGCCACAGCCGCAGCAGGAAGGGAUAGGGCCGGGCGGUCGGAGCGGCCCGGGUAGGUAUCAAUACCCCGGCGCUGACGGACGCGGUGGGUCGCAGCCGCCAGCGGGUUACCGGAGAGGGGUACCACCACCUGCGGGCUCGCCGAUGCCCGUUUCUGGAGGCAGCGGAAGGGACAGGGACUGUGUGGUCAUGUGAGGUCGAGACUGGGGCGGAAUAGAACAGAUAAGAUAGAGCAGAGAGCAGAGCCGUGCCGGGAGUAAAGAAGGUAGAUGGUUAUGAUAUCACGAGAUCUGGCUCUAAUUUUUCUCUUUUCUUUUCUUUUCUCUUUUUUUUUCGAUGGCUAUGGUUAUGUUAUGCACAGCAGGCUUUGAUGGUUCUGGAAAGGGUCUCGUGAUGUCAGGGGUUGUUGUCUAGCAAAGGGCUUUAGGGUCUUGUAUGAUGUAUGUAGGCUGGGGUUUGGCGAGUCCUGGCACCACUUCACCAGCAGCGUCUUGGGGGGAAUUCGGUACGGCCGAGAAAGAGACUCCCAGUUGAUAAAUGGUUCUUCUCAUACUAGAGAGCCAUGGAAUAUAGACAGGUCUUGUUUGUG